AGUAUGUGCUGUGAGGGAAAACAGAAGAACGAAGGAUAAUUGGGUAAAUUUUUUGGAUUUCAAUAGUUAAAUUGAGUUCUAAUGAAAUCAGGCAACAUUAUAAAAGAACGUAACACACGUGGUGCAUUGAUAUGGAUGUAGCUGUGAUGUCAGGUGCAGGAAGCGUUCUAACCUUGAAGCUACACAAAGGUUGCUGAAGGAAAUAGGUUAAAUUUGGUUU
Paramecium octaurelia is the source of this 220-nucleotide messenger RNA. The record is from the annotation of a GenBank genome assembly. NCBI's taxonomy places the organism in Eukaryota, Ciliophora, Oligohymenophorea, Peniculida, Parameciidae.